Molecule: messenger RNA, 672 nt
Organism: Lasiosphaeria miniovina
Lineage: Eukaryota; Fungi; Ascomycota; Sordariomycetes; Sordariales; Lasiosphaeriaceae
Exons: 2
Coding region: 1-672 (223 amino acids)
Biological process (GO): mitochondrial respiratory chain complex I assembly
Cellular component (GO): membrane; mitochondrion
Source: RefSeq, a predicted model, not a curated record
AUGGCGGGGAAGGAAAUCACGCCUCUUUUCCGGGCGUGGUGCAGGUGGAAGAAGUUGCGGCUCCCGUGGCGGAGACAGUUUCUGGUCGGCCUCGAUCUGCAAGGCAACACGUACUGGGAGUUCCGCAACCGGGGCGCGCGCGUCGCCGAGGACGGGCGGUGGCGGCGCAUCGUGCAGUACCCGUCGGGCACGCACCUCGGCGACGUCAAGGUUCCGCCGCUGUGGCACCAGUGGCUGCGUCACACGCGCCACGACCCGCCCUCGCUCGCCGAGCAGCGCGGUGACGUUGCCCGCCAGGCCCGCAUGAAGGUGCUCGCCGCCCAGGCCGACGCCCGCUGGGCUGCCAAGCCGAGUCUGCUAGACGCUCUGCCGCGCCGCCAGGCCCCGCUGCCCGCCUUCUCGCCGCGUCCGCCGGUAGCCGCGCCACACCAAGAACAGCAGCAGCAGCAGCCAGAGCCGACAGAGUCUGCUGCUGCCGGUGCGCCGGUAGAUAGCAGCACCUCCGAGACUGCGCCGCCGCCUAGGCAAGACACGUGGCGCAAGAUGCAGCAAGACGCCAAGCCGGCACCGGCAGCGGCGCCGGGCCCGGACCCGUGGAAGAAAGCCCGCGGCGGGCCCGGCGAGGCGUGGCAGCCCCAGGCGUGGUCCCCGGGCUCGCCCAAGAAGCCAUGA